AUGAUGAAAUUGGAUGACUCCAAUUGGCAAGUAUGGAAGUUCAAGAUGGAAGAUAUUCUGUAUUGUAAAGAUUUACAUGACCCUAUUGAGGGAGAUGAAGCCAAGCCAGAAAAGAUGACUGAUAAAGAAUGGGAAAAACAAUGCAGGAGGGCGAUCGGUUAUAUUCGGAUGUGGAUUGACGUUAGUGUGUUUCAUCAUGUAUCGGGUGAGACUAAUGUGAAGUCUCUUUGGAAGAAGCUUGAGGAUCUCUACAAGAAGAAGAUCGCGAAAAACAAGGCGUUUAUUAUGAGGCAGUUGGUGAACUUGUAA
Asparagus officinalis (garden asparagus) is the source of this 309-nucleotide messenger RNA. RefSeq lists its product as uncharacterized. Bases 1 to 309 code for a protein of 102 amino acids. The transcript has a single exon. The record is from RefSeq and is a predicted model, not a curated record. NCBI's taxonomy places the organism in Eukaryota, Viridiplantae, Streptophyta, Magnoliopsida, Asparagales, Asparagaceae.